Acanthopagrus latus (yellowfin seabream) is the source of this 3775-nucleotide messenger RNA. RefSeq names its product drebrin-like protein A. The transcript has 16 exons. The record is from RefSeq and is a predicted model, not a curated record. NCBI's taxonomy places the organism in Eukaryota, Metazoa, Chordata, Actinopteri, Spariformes, Sparidae. Gene Ontology annotation, molecular function: actin filament binding. Gene Ontology annotation, cellular component: actin filament; cortical actin cytoskeleton; postsynaptic density. The coding region runs from base 363 to 2798 and encodes 811 amino acids. Gene Ontology annotation, biological process: regulation of actin filament polymerization; neuron projection morphogenesis; positive regulation of axon extension.
UUGCGUUUCUUCCAAGUGACCCAGCCAGUGAGGUCAUUAUGCUUUCCACUCUCUCAACGGGAGGUGGGGCUUUUUGGUGAAAACUUAUUCUACCCCGCUGCACAAAGACCAGUGUGCAGUCCCGUAGUCUCCUCCACGCUGUGAGUGCGCGGCGCCCGCACAGAUCGCUCCAGUUUCGGACCUUAAGCCCCUCCAACAUUGCAUGAACCCGAGCGCCUUCGCUGCUGUUUGCUCGGCCGUGAACGACCCCCGCCCUCGCUGCUCCGCUGUGGCUUUUCUCCGGCAGAUACUCCGACCGCGGACACCGUCGGGACCAGUGAAGAGAGAGAGGCUGCGGGAGUGGUCUGGAAACUUUUGCCAUCAUGGGCACGCGACCGGUCAACCUUGAUACCUACAGCCUGUCGCUGCUCACGGCCAAGGAGGACAUCCUCAACCCGCGCUCCUCCACCAACUGGGCAAUAUUCACAUAUGAUGGAUUCACCAACAAGCUGAAACUGGCUGACUCAGGAGCGGGCGGUGUGGCAGAGCUGGCAGGGAAAUUUCACAUUGCCAAGCCUCAAUAUGGACUGUGCAAAGUGGCAAGUGUGGAGACAGGAGGCCCCCGGAUUGCGCUGAUCAGCUGGGUCGGCCAAAACGUGGAGGACUUCCGGAGGACAGAAUGUGCCAGCCACAUUCCAGCCAUCAAGAGCUUCUUCAAGGAAGCACAUGUGUUCAUUGGUGCAGAGAAGGUGGAGGAUGUGACAGAGGAGAAGAUAAGAGCGGAGCUCGGCAAGGCCCAGGCCCACGCUCCUACACAGUAUGUGAGAAGGAGCUCCAGGUCGGCAGACAAGGAGGAAUUAGUGGGCACAAACUACAGAAAAACGAAUGCAGCUUUUGAGAUGAGACUAAUAAACAGAGAGUCCUUCUGGGCACGUGCAGAGCGUGAAGAGGAAGAGAGGAAAGAGGAGGAGAGGAGACGGGCAGCAGAGGAGAGGCGUCGCCUUGAGAAAGAAAGAGUCUUAAAAGAACGGAGGGAUGCAGAAGAGAGAGACAGAAAGAUGAACGAGAAGUUGCAAAUGAUUGAGGAGCAGAGAAGAAAGCAGGCAGAGCAAGAAGAAGAGCUGCGCAGAAAGGAAAAAACUAAAUGGGAUCAGCAGCAGAGGGAGCAUGAAGAGUAUAUGAGGGCUCGUCUUCGAAGGAGUGAAUCCAUAGAGAAAGCAGCCGAGGCAGCAGCGUUGGUGUCUCAACGCUCCAUGAACCCUCGGGAGUUCUUCAGGCAGCUGUCAUCAUCAUCGUCACAGAGUCCCACCAGCCCUGGAUCCUCCCGCACUGGCAAACCAUUCAGGCGAUACCAGCGCAGCCUGACAGACACGGCCUUCAUCUUCGCCAAAGCAGAGGAGAGCACGGCGUCCUCCCCUCGCAGUUCUCCCCUUGUCUCCCCCUUCUCCCGCGCUCCUCCCUCUCCCAUCUUCCGUGCCACGUCUCCCCCAGUGAGCCCUGAUUUCCGCCCCGUCACCUCUCCACAGAGGCCCAGACCUCCCAUGUCACCGCCCGCAUCCCCUCUCCGCCCUGCCCCUCCGGUCUCAGCCCUGCCCAGCGUUCCACACACUGACGAUAAAGUUCACGAUGUUUUUGAGCCCAAACUCCCGUCACCCACAGAACCCUCUGCACCUCCAGCCUCCCCUACUCUCUUGGCUUCCUUGUCCUCCAAAUUACUAAAAAACAGCCCUUCUCAGUCACAUCCGGAGGCCCUGCCUCCUUCGCCUCCAAAUACCCCAACCCAGCCGGAGGACUCAACUUUCAGCUUUGAAUCCGUCCUAUCUCCACAGGCUCCGACAGCUCCUCUUCCGGAGAGACCGCAGCCAAACAAAGACCUCAACACAGCCACUCAUGUGCACACUGAGCUGGUCUCAGACAUCGGCUACAAAGUACAGGCUGUCCUGGUGGAGGAGGAUGAGGAAGAGGAUGUGGAGGAGCACGAGGAAGAGGAUGUGGAGGAGCACAAGGAAGAAGUGGCUGAAACACAGCCACAGCCUUUAGCUGUUACCACAGAACCAGCCCUGACUGAGACAGACGAACAGGACCAAGAGGAGGAGGAAAAGACGGAGGAGGAAAAGGUGGAAGAGGAGGAGGAGGGGGAGGAGGAGAACAAGGAGAAAGAGGAGGAGAGACAAGAGGAGAGACAAGAGGAGAGCAAGGAGAACAGGGAGAAAGAGGAGGAGGGAUUAAAAUGGGAAGCUGAGUAUGUACUGCUGGAGGAGCCAGCUGAGGUGGUGCAGGAGGAAGAGGAGCCAAAGACAGACGGAGAGGAGAAUUCAGAAGACGUUCAGGCCCCUGCUGAUCCCACUGAGCUUUCAGAGAAAGAGGAAGAGCCAGCAGUCACCGUCAUUGUCUCAGAUGCCGAUCCAAUUUGUCAAGAAAUGAAACACGAGGCUGUCGUCCCGUCAACCAACGGGAUGACAAACGGCGAGGACACACAGGAGCAUAAUGGCAUAGAGCGAUCUUUGAGUCCAUCUGACACAGAAAUCAGCUCACCGGAGCUGGCUGUGUGCUACGAUCUUCAUGGCGCGAGAGAGGAGGAUGACGUCGUUGAGGAGAAGGAACAGGAGAUCACAGAAAAUGGACAAGAGGUUUUAGCCGACCGACAAAUGUGCGUCCGAGCUCUGUAUGACUACCAAGCAGAAGACGAAUCCGAGAUCUCGUUUGAACCCGGUGACAUCAUCAGGGACGUGGAGACGGUGGACAAAGCUUGGUGGAGGGGGUGGAGCAAAGAUGGACAUCAAGGCUUGUUCCCUGCUAAUUAUGUGGAGACUAUAUAGGCAGGCAGAGAUACACUAGAGCACACACACACACACACACACACACACUCAGGGACACCAUCUCCCCUCACGUUUGUUCAUAUUUUUACCUUAAUCCUCCCACUGAAACUUUGUACUCUUUAUUUUGUAGGAAGGUUGAAGACAUUUUUUUUUUUUCUGGAGAAAAACUUAAUAUUCUCACAAGUAUGCAGAAAUUACCCAGCCUCAUUUUCCUGAAUAAAAUAGCGGAGACCUUUUUUUCCUGGACCAAAAUAACUUAUUUCCUUUUGAGAUACAGCAGGAAUGUUGGUGGGAGGGAUCAGAUCACUGUGACAAAUGAUCACAAACUUGCUUUUCUUGUACGAAACACAAACAGAUUUCUAUAGUGCAUAGUCGUCUUUUUGAUCCGCACGUAUAACAAGCGUUCCAUUCUGCUCACUUUGUGUGUUACCUUGCUAAAAAAGAAUUUACCGCUCUUGACUGUUAUAUAUAAUCAAGAUACAUGCGUAAGACGUCAUCUUAUAAUCACAUUCGUGUACUUCCUGAGUUAUUUUGUAGCACUGCAUUUGUUACUGACAAACUCACAGCGUAUUUUAAUUACCCGAACCAGAAGAGAAAGUAAACAUGCGGAGGAGAGAGGCACUGUAUUGUCACCUGUAUUUCUGUAUCGUUCUUUAACACGAUGUCUUUCUCAGAUGGUGAUGCUCCUUUCUUGAAUUUUGUGAUUACGUCUCAUCCUUAGCUCUCUUUAAUUGAGAUUUAAGCAUCAUGUCGACACAGAUGGUAAAAAAAAAAAAAACUUUCAAUUUUAACCCUCUGUAAUAUUCUUAAUACUCUACAUUGUAUAUAAGAAUGUAUAAAAAAAAAGGUCAAAUAUCUUCUCUUUUUCUGCACUCAGCUUUUAUGUUUGUAUGUUGUAUGCUUGUUUGAUGCUAUGUACUUUACGUUCUUCGUAUUUACCCCAACCUUACAAAAUAUAUAGCGUCUACAAACUCAAA